Messenger RNA from Aureobasidium musti, 894 nucleotides. Lineage: Eukaryota; Fungi; Ascomycota; Dothideomycetes; Dothideales; Saccotheciaceae. The record is from the annotation of a GenBank genome assembly.
AUGGCUACCCCUUCUCCUUCGUUGGCUAAGGCCGUGACCGCAAAGAACCCUGAGGGUAUUGACCUUUAUGCUCGCUUCGCGCUUGCUGGCGCAUUGGGUUGCUCCAUCACACAUGGUGGUUUCACUCCUCUUGAUCCUGCUACCUACAACCGCGGCACCAUCGCUACCUUCCGCCAGGUCAUCCAGAAUGAGGGUGCCGGUGCUCUCUUGACCGGUGUUGGUCCUACCUUUGCUGGUUACUUCGUCCAAGGUGCCUUCAAGUUCGGAGGUUACGAGUUCUUCAAGAAGCAGUCGAUCGACUACCUCGGUCUCGAGACUGCCAGAGCCAACCGUGGUAUUGUCUAUGCCGUCUCAGCUGCCAGCGCCGAAUUCUUUGCUUCCGUUGCCUUGUGCCCUCUCGAAGCUACCCGUAUCCGUCUCGUCUCUACUCCCGGAUUCGCCAAUGGUUUGGUCGGUGGUUUCAGCAGAAUCUUGAGAACCGAGGGUGCUGGUGCUUUCUACUCAGGGNUUCCUUACACUGUCACCAAAUUCCUCGCUUUCGAAAAGUUCUCCGAAGCCAUCUUCAACUCGAUGGGCGACAAGUCCAGCCUCAGCUCCGGCACAGUCACAAGUGUCAACCUCGGCGCUGGUCUCCUUGCCGGUUUCGCCGCUGCCAUCGUCUCCCAACCCGCUGAUACCAUGCUGUCCAAGAUCAACAAGACUAAGGGUUUGCCUGGUGAGAGCACCGCAUCGCGUCUGGUCAAGAUCGCUGGCGAAUUGGGCCUUCGUGGUUCCUUCGCUGGUCUGCCUACAAGAUUGGUCAUGGUCGGUGGUCUGACUGCCGGUCAAUUCGCCAUCUACGGUGACAUCAAGAAGGCUCUUGGUGCUACCAACGGUGUCGAGAUUGCAAAGUAG